Zophobas morio is the source of this 1946-nucleotide messenger RNA. RefSeq names its product protein tyrosine phosphatase domain-containing protein 1-like. The transcript is spliced from 10 exons. Gene Ontology annotation, molecular function: protein tyrosine/serine/threonine phosphatase activity; protein tyrosine phosphatase activity. The record is from RefSeq and is a predicted model, not a curated record. The coding region runs from base 126 to 1919 and encodes 597 amino acids. Gene Ontology annotation, biological process: cilium assembly; protein dephosphorylation. NCBI's taxonomy places the organism in Eukaryota, Metazoa, Arthropoda, Insecta, Coleoptera, Tenebrionidae. Gene Ontology annotation, cellular component: cytoplasm.
UCAGCUUUUAUGCAGAUAAUAUCGAAUAAUAAACUGAAGCAUGCGCUAAAAGCUUGUUUAAAAAUGUGCUUUCUUGAAUGUAUCACUUCGAAACAAACCGGUGACAGCGUUUGACGCGCUCCAACAUGGAAUUACGUGAACUCAAGAGCCCAACUACUAGCGAAACGGUUCAAGCGAAUUAUAGUAAGUUAUCUGAUCAUAUCAGGCGGCUCACACCUCAGGGGAUACAGUGUAGCGUUUUUUGUGGAGGAACGAACUGUAAAUAUGAAAAUCCGGAAAAUUGGAAAGCGGAUAGUUUGGCCCUACAGGGAAUAUAUUCACAUUGGAUAACUGAUGAUAUUCUAGCGAUGGCGCGCCCCAGCACUAUGAUUAUAGUCCAAAAGAAUAUCAUCCAACAGUUCGAAAGUUUAGGAAUAAAAUCAAUAAUUAAUUUACAAUCUCCAAGAGAGCAUGCAAGUUGUGGCCAACCUUUAGAAGAUUCCGGAUUUUCUUACGACCCUAAUAUUUUCAUGGAACAUAAUAUCUACUACUACAAUUUCGCAUGGAAAGACUACGGGGACGCCACAUUAGUAGGUUUAUUAAAUAUGGUGAAAGUGCUAGCUUUUGCCAUAACUGAAGGGCGGGUCGCUAUUCAUUGUCAUGCCGGUUUGGGGAGAACCGGGGUUCUAAUAGCCUGUUAUUUAGUUUAUUCCUUACGUGUCACAGCCAACGACGCAAUCAGAUACGUCAGGUUAAGACGACCAGGGUCUGUACAAACCAGAGGUCAGAUUUUGUGUGUGAGACACUUCGCACAGUUUGUACUUCCCCGGACUAUAACCUACUGUCUUAAAGAGAACAUCAACAAAGAUAAAUAUAUGACUGAAUUUACUCUACCGAGGUUUCUAAGGAGGCAAAAAGUAAUUCUACACGGUUACGACGAGCGGAACUUCAAAUUUCUACCAAAGAUUAUUCAUUGUGUGUGCGAACGCAUUCUAAAACUGUGUGGUUGUUGGAUCGAUGAGUUCCCUCCAUCCAACACUCCCUUUACUUUAGAUUUUCUUUUUACGAAACUAAAUGGAAAUCGCAUUCCGCGAUACGAAAGCACUUAUAGUUUGUGCAGCAAUAACUCUGACUCCUUGUAUUCUAACAGUGACGUGAAGUCACCGUCUGAAGAAACCUCUUUAGCCACGAGUCCAAAUCCUUCCGAAAAUGGUGAUCCAAGCGAUUCUUUUUCCGAACUAAGCACAUUAGAUGGUGAUGAAAUAAGUGAGGAGCUUUUGAUAGAAAAUCGAUGUUUUCAAGAGUUAGAAACACAAAAGUGUUUCAGUCAAGAGAAUGAGGAAUCGAUAGUUAUACAAGAUAUUAAUGUGGCAGUUGACAGUCUUUUGAAGGACUAUUCGAGUCUAACUAACGACACUAGGAAAAAAAUUAGGCAGUAUCAGAUUGAAAUUAACACGUCUCAAGUCGGGUGGGCGAAACUGGCGAUCGAAACUGACUUAACUGUUUUAUCUAUGCUUCUUUUUGAGUGGAUCGAAGGGUUAAAACAACCCGUUAUCAAACGGGAUAUGUUUGAGAAUAUCGUCAUCCACUACAAACAACCAGAAAUAUGCUUCCAGAAGUUUCCAGCAGAAGAAGCUUAUGUCAUCGAAUACUUGCUAAGGUUUAUUAGCAAAAUAACCCCAAUUAGUAAAGAUAGCCAAGAUGAUUUAGUAAAAAGGAUGAUUGGGGCAUGCGCACAUCAAACACUGUUAAUUCAAGGCAAAUUGAAACCGUUAGACAAAGGGUUUAAAAAACUGCGCGAUGGAACACUAGCGUGCACUAUACAAUUUUUCCAGUCUUUAUUUGAGAUGAUUGAAGUGCACCACAGCCUUAAAACAACCGUCUACUUAGAAGAAAAUCAUAUGUAUAACGAAACACACAUCGAGAGCGACUUCCAAUAAUUGAUAUUUUGGUGAAGAUGAUUACUA